AUGGCUAGUUGGAUUCAUUGUAAUAACUGCGGCCGGCUAUACAGCGAAAAAACUUCGUUUUACGUUGGGGCAUGUGGCCACUUGGAAUGUAACUAUUGCCUUAAACCAGAUUCGAAUCAAAAUUGUUCCAUUUGCCAAAAACCUUGCAAGAGGAUUUUGUUAUCAAAAAACAUGCAACCUGAUAUCUUAAUGUUUUUUAAAUCGCCCAGUCCUUUGAUGGAUCAAAUUAAAAAGGUGGUGGAAUUUCAAGAGAAGCAACACAAUAAUUUAAUUAAUUUAUUACAAUUAAAAUAUAGCAACAUGAAAAAGGACACUUUAAAAUAUCAAAAGAUCAUUGAAAGUCAACGUAAUGAUAUUAAUAAGUUAAAGAACUUAUGUAAGAGUUAUCAAGCUCAAGCAUCUCCUGGUCGGAAUUUGCACCUAACCUUAUCAUCAGGAAGAGCUAAUACAAGUACACCCAUGUCCAAAUCUUUCAACAAUCUCGAUUGCACAAUUUCUACGAUUCCUUCCAGUUUAAAACCGGGAUAUGCAAGAAGAGUGCCCACUGGAGUACAAGGGAGGCAAAAUCUUUUUAUGACGCCGAAAACUUCAACUCCUACUGGUCGCGCCGUUCCAGCUUCGGCUUCUUCUACUGCUUCUGCAAAUUUCAGCGAAAAUCAAAGUGUAACUAUGUUUCCCCCUUUGAAUUUUCCUUACAUUCGUCGUUACAGACAAAAUUAGAUAACGUUUUAAAAUUUAUUAGCAUUAGUUUUUACUUCAAGUUAAUAAAUAAUAAAUCCCGU
This is a messenger RNA of Onthophagus taurus, 782 nucleotides long. It is a transcript of the gene nenya, whose product is annotated as RING finger protein nenya. Gene Ontology annotation, molecular function: SUMO transferase activity. NCBI's taxonomy places the organism in Eukaryota, Metazoa, Arthropoda, Insecta, Coleoptera, Scarabaeidae. Gene Ontology annotation, cellular component: synaptonemal complex. The record is from RefSeq and is a predicted model, not a curated record. Gene Ontology annotation, biological process: homologous chromosome pairing at meiosis; reciprocal meiotic recombination; protein sumoylation.